Molecule: messenger RNA, 652 nt
Organism: Eruca vesicaria subsp. sativa (arugula)
Lineage: Eukaryota; Viridiplantae; Streptophyta; Magnoliopsida; Brassicales; Brassicaceae
Source: the annotation of a GenBank genome assembly
GUGUGUCUUAUUAAUCUCUCGUCCGAAGACAGGUUUUUUUCAUUCCGAAAACAGAUCAUCGUUUUCUUCAGAUCAUUAAUCUUUCUCCUAUCGCGACCAUUCUCACGUUGCUCUCAGAGAUCUCGGAUCGUAUUCAUGGACGGCGAAGAUUUUGCCGGAAAGGCGGCUGCUGAAGCCAGAGGAUUGAACCCAGGACUGAUUGUGUUGCUUGUUAUCGGAGGUCCGCUUAUUGUGUUCCUUGUUGCCAACAUCGUGCUCUACGUGCAUGCACAGAAGAACCUACCUCCAAAGAAGAAGAAGCCAGUUUCCAAAAAGAAGCUCAAGCGCGAGAGGCUGAAGCAAGGAGUCUCCGUACCUGGAGAAUAAAACCAACCUUAGCUCCCACUCCACUUAUGCCUUAUCUAGAGUUGACAUAAAAGCUUAUAAUCUCUCAUCAAUUUUUGACUCUUUGUGAUUUUUUGUUUUUCAUUUACUUGUGUCAUGAGGAUUGUUUUGAGUUCUGUAUGAUUUACACACUUUUUGCUUGUUUAAACUUUUUUGGUCUGUUUAGUUUUGCCUGCACGCACGUUUGAUUGCAGCAGCUGUAGAGUCUCUCUCAUCAUCCUCUUUGCAACAAUUUCUCAUUUCUAAUCUUUAUACUAUUUGCUACUUU